CAGGAAAUAGGCCAGACAGCAUACUUCCGCGGUCGCAAGUUACGUGGCAGACGAGUCGAGCUUCCUGAAGGUUAUGAGGGUGUCGUCGCUGUACCUACAGACAGAAUUCUACCAGCUUCCAAUCCUGGUGUGAAGACAGACUACAGUCAAAAUGAGCAGGAUGGCGCGAUCGACGGCGAUUCAGAGGAGCCGGUCAAGGUUCUGGAAAAACAAGCGACUUUCAACGAGUUCGUUGUGUGGGGUCAUGAAGUGCUGCCUGCGGCAGAUGAUCCAUUUGUGAAAGGUGUGGAGGAAUGGUUGAAAUUUGCGGAGGCGAUGCAUUCGAGCGCACCGCCUUCGACUGAGAAUGGCAAACCAGGCUCAUCCACUGAACAGACGUCUACAUGA
Rasamsonia emersonii CBS 393.64 is the source of this 387-nucleotide messenger RNA. Its product is annotated as Ribonuclease H2 subunit C. Lineage: Eukaryota; Fungi; Ascomycota; Eurotiomycetes; Eurotiales; Trichocomaceae. Gene Ontology annotation, biological process: RNA catabolic process. The transcript is spliced from 3 exons. The annotation marks the transcript as partial. The record is from RefSeq and is a predicted model, not a curated record. Gene Ontology annotation, cellular component: ribonuclease H2 complex.